This is a messenger RNA of Coffea arabica (coffee), 1227 nucleotides long. Lineage: Eukaryota; Viridiplantae; Streptophyta; Magnoliopsida; Gentianales; Rubiaceae. The record is from RefSeq and is a predicted model, not a curated record.
AUGCUCUUGGGAAGACCCUGGACUCAUGAGAAUGAAAUUAUACAGUCUACUCUUUAUCAAUGUUUCAAAUAUUAUCGAGACGGUGUAGUUAGAAAAGUUACUGCCGAUGAUAAACCUUUCACGGAGGCCGAGACUCACUUUACCGACGCCAAAUUUUAUCUUAAAAAAGAAGCAAAAGGAAAAGAGUCAGCAAGGGAAGAAAGUCAAGAUUCCAAAGUACCCAUUUUGCGUUAUAUUCCAAGAUCAAAGAAAGAAGAAGGUCAGUCUUCUUUUAUCAGGAAUGACACAUUAAAUGUUCUGCUCACCAAAAUAGAGUCGGUUAAAAGUGAGAAAGUGAGCUUGCAAGGUUUUGUCCGUCCCAAAGAAGAACCGGCAGUAGAACAUUACUCACUACCAACUAAUCGGACUCAAGAAGGUUUUGAUCCAAACGCAUAUAGACUUGUUGCUAAGGUGGGUUAUAACCCAAAUGAGAAGAAUGCAUUAGACAAACUCCCUCCUGAAGUGACUGGCGAGAAGACCCACGGAUUGACACCUACGCAGAAAAUGUUGAAAGAAAGAGGGUAUAACAUUGAGAAUUCAUCGAUGGGUCUUGGUUAUCAACCGCCCUCUCCGCCAAAAAAUUUGAAACCGCACGUCUAUGAGAAAUUGGGCAGCAAAAAACAAGGGUACCAAAUUGUCAAGGAAGAAGAUUUUACUCCAAUAAAGAAGAAUGGUGUGAGGAAACGAGUUUCCAAUUUCUUUAUGCAUUAUGGAGACUUGUUUAACGUAAGGAUCGAAACUAUUUUUGAAGAACAGGGUCAAGAAAGUAUUGCUUUUUGCCAUCAUAUUACGAUCAGUGAUCCUGAAGAAGAAGAAGAUGAUGCAGAUGACGCUCCCGUUGAAUUUGAACAAGGAGUAAAAAAUACAGUCGAUGCGCUAAAAGAGAUUAAUCUUGGCACAAGUAACGACCCUCGCCCAAUUUACAUAAGUUUUUGUAUGACUCCUGAAGAAGAAAAAGAGUAUGUUGAUUUGCUGCUCGAGUUCAAGGAUGUGUUUGCCUGGAAUUACUCAGAAAUGCCUGGUUUGGAUCCAAGAGUCGCUGUUCAUAACUUGUCGAUCAAGCGAGGAACAAAACCUGUCAAGCAAACUCAGAGACGUUUUCGACUCGAAUUGAUUCCUUUGAUAGAAAAUGAGAUAAAUAGAUUGAUUGAAUCUGGAUUCAUACAAGAAGUAAAAUAUCCAACAUAG